Cylindrotheca closterium is the source of this 1329-nucleotide messenger RNA. The record is from the annotation of a GenBank genome assembly. Lineage: Eukaryota; Bacillariophyta; Bacillariophyceae; Bacillariales; Bacillariaceae.
AUGGUCAUCAAAGAGUGGAUGCACAGCGAUGCAUUGUCUUCCGUUCUAAUGAAACCUAUUCUGUCACUCGCUCAUGUCCGGGAGGCUCAAGCGAUCCAGAAGCUCACUGAUGGAAGGUUGUCCUCUGUAUACUCUGCAAACCAGACGAUCCACCUCCCUCCAUUGCUACUCGCACUGUUGAAGCCACUACUUGAUUUUUCGAAUCCAGAUCUACUUCUCGCUAUCGCAUUGCUAGUAGUGGACCUGUUGAUUUCAUACAUGAUGGAAACAGUUGGACAAAAAUUUCUUUUAUCAAAAAGAACUCAAGCUAUGAUAGAGGAGGAGCAAGAGCAAGCCAAACUUCCAGAUGUCAUCAAGCCUCAAAACGAUCACAUAUUCCCCAUCAACCUUGAGUCAAAGCCUAUUAUUCCAAUCGAAUCCCUACCCCUCCUGGCUGCAAUGGCAUAUUUUUUCAGUCCUGUGUGCACAAUAUCUGCUAAUGUGUACGGCUGCUUUCAAAACAUUCCUGCCUUCUUGCUCAUGGCAGCUCUACACGAAUUCCUCAAGGAGGGCGGAUCCGACAUGCAACUUGCCCUCUUUCUCGCCCUGGCGUCCUACAUUCAUCCACACUACUGUGUCUUUUUGGUCCCAUUCAUUCUCUUGCAAUUUGAGAAACAAUUUGAAUCAAAUACAUACAAGAAAGCGCUCCUUGUGCUCUACUUUCUGUUGUGGUCGACAACUUUACAAUGGCUGUCCUUUCGUUUGGUCGGACAAGAAGUGUACUGGAGUGUGCUUGAGGCAUCAUAUGGGUGUGGUUGGAACACAAUUGGCCCCAGCCUGUCUGUUCAAUGGUAUCUCUACAUCCAACUAUUCUCAAGGUUUCGAGAUUACUUCAGCACUAUUCUGCUCGGCUUACCCUGGCUCCUUGUUGCACCUUUGACAGUACGGCUUCACAAGUAUCCAAUGGUUAUGGUGGCCAUAUUGUCAACUGUAUGGACGGUUUUUGCCCCCGUGCAAACCCUUUUUGAUAUGAACUUCAGCAUGGUUUUCUUUCUGCUCUCUCCAAAAUCACUGGCACGAAUGGGAAAAGCGUCUUUAAUCGCCAUCUGGUCCAUAAUGGUUCCAGUGAUUUUGAACGUGGUUGAUCAGUGGAUGUGGUUUGAAGCAAAUACGGGGAAUGCCAACUAUGUCUUUUUCCAAAGCCUGGGGUACAAUGUUUUCGUCUGCAUUAUCCUAGCUGAAUUCUGCAGUGCCAGCUUGCAACGGGACAAGGCGUUGCGAUUGGCUGCCAAAGAACGAGCGACAAAGACUCUCGAUGAAAAGGUACAGAUGGAAAAAGUGCAAUCCUAA